Knipowitschia caucasica is the source of this 258-nucleotide messenger RNA. The record is from the annotation of a GenBank genome assembly. NCBI's taxonomy places the organism in Eukaryota, Metazoa, Chordata, Actinopteri, Gobiiformes, Gobiidae.
AUGACAAUGCAGUUUGAAUUCCCCAAAAUAGACUGGGAGGCGGCGGAUUUAUAUCAGGAGUUCCAGCGGUUCCGCAGCCAUGUUGGCUUCGUGUUCGCCGGUCCUCUGUCCGCGCGGGAGAACAAGGAAAAGGCGGGGUGGAUUGCGGAGGUAAGCUGUAUCGGCGUACAAGCCAACAUCUCCGCAACAGCACUGCAACUGCCAACCAGCCACGUCACGUCACACCUGAUGAAGAGCCCUGGCGUGAACCACCAGUGA